Molecule: messenger RNA, 519 nt
Organism: Moneuplotes crassus
Lineage: Eukaryota; Ciliophora; Spirotrichea; Euplotida; Euplotidae
Source: the annotation of a GenBank genome assembly
CUAAUGGAGAACCAUAAAUCGACUGCUGCUUAUAACUAUUUGCCAGAUAAUGAAAUGAGAGGAGAUAGUGAAAAGAUUCCAUACGCUCCAGUUGAUACUUCUAGGGAUGGCUCAACUCCUGAUCAACAUUUUUCUAAUGGUAGCUCAGUGCAGCCUCAGCCAGAAAUGAUACCACCACCAAGCAGCAUAGCCCCAAAUCCAGGCUUUCCUGCUCAGAAUCCUCAAAUAUCAGUUGGACAGCCAAUCCUUGCUGGGCAUCCUGAAUAUGAUAAUCAAUUUAACAAUCAGCCCUAUUACCAAAACUAUCCUCAGCAUCAAAUGAAUAAUGGUGGGCAUCAGCCGAUUGCAGGCCAGAAUGUAGCUGCUCCAAACUCAUAUUACCCACCGCCUCAACAUGGAGUCAACAUAUAUAGGCACAGAAGGAAUAGAGCCAUUGGAGGAUUUGUCUUCGUAAUCUCAGUAGCAAUUAUGGUCACUAUAUUGGUAAUUUUCGUCUGGACAUAAAAAUAUUAAUGUAAG